Messenger RNA from Bactrocera oleae (olive fruit fly), 2115 nucleotides. RefSeq names its product ALG11 alpha-1,2-mannosyltransferase (gene Alg11). Gene Ontology annotation, molecular function: GDP-Man:Man(3)GlcNAc(2)-PP-Dol alpha-1,2-mannosyltransferase activity. Lineage: Eukaryota; Metazoa; Arthropoda; Insecta; Diptera; Tephritidae. The record is from RefSeq and is a predicted model, not a curated record. Gene Ontology annotation, cellular component: endoplasmic reticulum membrane. Gene Ontology annotation, biological process: protein N-linked glycosylation.
CUCCAUUUUUAUUAGAAUUAAUUUAUGUACAUAUUAUUACAUUAAAUACCGCUAAAUAUUACUAAAUAUUCAAAUUGAAUAUUUUUGAGUAUCUUAAUGUUCUUCUUAUUUACAAUUCUUUAAAAUAUUUUUCAUAUUCAAUGCACACAUAUUUGCAUAUAACACACAAAAAAUAGAUAACGAAAUUCAAAUUUUCUUACAUAUUGUAUAUAUUCAUUUGUAACCGAUCGCUUUUGCAGCCUUGAAAAUAAUUUCAAAAUGAAAAGGAAUGCUGUAUGGCGUAGCAGCGAACUGUUACGAACAUGAACACAGUGCGUUCCACCACGAGUACGAGCGGAACGGUCCGUUCAUCUAUUCUCGUCGUCCCCUCUCCUUCAAAUAAGUGGUGUGGCCGACAAAAGAGUCCGUGUGUAAACUGGCAUUUAGGUAACAAAUAAUUAAAGAGUAGGGUAUUGUAUGUUUUGUAAGCUCCAUUGGUACGAUUUCCUUUGAAAGCUGACGUGUUUUUUAAUAUAUUGUUAUUUGAUGUAAUUAAAACAAUGAUUUCAAUAAUAUUUGGAAUACUAUUGUCGGUUUUGGCAUUAUUUGUCAUAUCUGUACUAACUCUCCGCAAUUGGGUGUUUAGCUCCAAAAAAAAACUAAAUGGGUCCUUUGAAGGUACUGUGAACAUUGCAUUUUUUCAUCCAUACUGUAAUGCUGGAGGAGGUGGAGAGAGAGUCCUAUGGUGUGCUGUUCGGGCCUUACAGGCUAAAUAUGACAAUAUCAAAAUUGUGAUAUACACAGGAGAUAUCGACAGUUCACCAAACAGCAUUUUAAAAAAGGCACAAGGUACUUUCAACAUAAAUGUCGACGAACAAAAUACAAGUUUUGUGUACUUAAAACGUCGAAUGUUAGUCGAAGAGAAGUUGUAUCCGUAUUUUACGUUAUUGGGCCAAAGUCUUGGAUCACUUAUUUUAGGUUUAGAGGCACUUUGCAAAUUCCCCCCCGAUAUUUAUAUAGACACAACAGGAUAUUCUUUUACUUUGCCGUUGUUCCGUUAUAUUGGUGGCUGCAAAGUUGGAUGUUAUGUGCACUAUCCUACAAUAAGCGUGGAUAUGCUGCGGCGUGUUCAACAACGGGAGUAUUGCCACAAUAAUCAAGCAUAUGUUGUUAGAAAUCCAUUCAUUACAUGGCUGAAAGUUAUAUACUAUUGGGUCUUCGCUAAGCUUUACAGCUGGGUUGGCCAAUGUUCUGAUACAAUCAUGGUUAACUCUACAUGGACUGAAAAUCAUAUCCGCGAUUUAUGGGGUGUGCCAUUUAAAACUCAUCGUGUGUACCCGCCCUGCGAAGUUAAGAAUAUUCAAAAGCUGAAACACCAUGAAAAUACAGAUAAUAUUUUAAUUUUAUCUAUUGGUCAAUUCCGACCGGAAAAAGAUCAUCCAUUACAAUUGCAAGCAAUGUAUGAACUACGAACUAUUUUAUCAAGAAAUGAAGAUCUAUGGAACAAGGUAAAACUUGUCAUUGUCGGCUCAUGUCGAAAUGAAAGCGAUUAUGAACGUCUUAAGAAUAUGCAAGACUUGGCAAAGCAUCUGUCACUUGAAAACUCAGUAGAAUUCCAAGUUAACGUUAAUUUUCAAGAUCUUCUGCAAUUAUAUCAAAAAGCAGGAAUUGGAAUUCAUACAAUGUGGAAUGAACACUUUGGAAUCGGAGUUGUUGAAUGCAUGGCUGCUGGUAUGAUAAUGGUUGCUCACCGAUCAGGAGGCCCUUUAUUAGAUAUUAUCGAGACGUCUGAAGGAAGUCAAAAUGGAUAUUUAGCAGUUUCCGCUAUUGAAUACGCUAAUUGCAUUUUAAGCAUUAUAUAUAACUCGAAUGAAAUUAAUGACACCAUUAGAAAUGCAGCGAGAUCAUCAGUGGAAAGAUUUUCCGAAGAAGAGUUCGAAGUCAACUUCCUUCGUGCAGUGGUCCCAUUAUUUAACGAAUCAUGAAGUGCAUUCCUGACUUGCUAUAAAAUCAAAUAGAUGCGACGGCUAAUGGGCUUAUCUUGAACUGAUUGUUUUUACAUAAUUUUGUAAGAUAAGUGUAUUGUGAUUUAUCUCCUUAUCGGAAAAAAUUAAAUCAAAGCUAUAUUAAUUUAAA